Molecule: messenger RNA, 1144 nt
Organism: Aspergillus eucalypticola CBS 122712
Lineage: Eukaryota; Fungi; Ascomycota; Eurotiomycetes; Eurotiales; Aspergillaceae
Exons: 2
Coding region: 232-1077 (281 amino acids)
Source: RefSeq, a predicted model, not a curated record
GCCAAUUCACUGCCCCGCAGAUCCAUCCGUUUCUUCUCUCAAACCAUCUUGUUAUUUGCUUCCCUAGUCUUUCGCAUCCAGAUUGACACCCUUACCGCUGCAUCUCCUUGACGGACCACACCCUCAUUAUAUCGCGCCAUCUUCCUCUAUCGUUUAUUGCAUUUCACAUUGGGCAGACGUCCCUACCGUUUGUGAAUAUUCCACUUCAACCGAGCUUUAUCAGUCCAAAAGAUGACUACUCCGACUCUGAUCAAUCUCCCUCCCCCGCCAUCGGACCCAGUGACUCCAUCGGACAUGGGGCCAGGGACCCCGAACUCCGGCACGACUUCGUUGUCGGCCUUGUCUACAACCGCCAUUAAAGAUGGCCAUCAGGGUCAGCCUCUUCCCCACGGUCGUCACGCCCACCACUCCCAUUCUGCAUCUGCUACAUCCACCACCACGCUGGAAGCAGAACGCGCCGACCGUAUCUCGCGUCUAGCAGGCCUGGAACGAGUGGCCACGGCUCGAGCGGGUGGCACUCCACAGCCCUCGGGCAUGAUGGCAGGGACUCAAUACCCCGGCUACUUUGACAGUGGCUCUGGGAUCAAAGAAAGAAGUACAGUAGGUAGUGCCAGUGCGACAGGCAGCGUGGGCGCCCGCACGACCUGGGCCAGUGGCAGUGAUGCGUUCGAUGCAGACCGAAUGAGCGAGUACCCGGAGGACGGGACGUCCAGUGUAGGCAACUACAGCGAUGAAGGCGACGCUAGCCUGGUGGCAUUCGGCGAAGGUGCCAGUACCAUUAGUGGACCGACUUCACAUCCGCUGCUGAACCGAACAUCAUCGGGACAUCGACCUAGCUCGUUGGGCAGCCCUGGAGUGAGCCGUGCGAGCGCAUUCGCAUCCCACCAUCAGCAACACUCUGGGGAAGGCGCGAUGCUGCUGUCGACCCAGUCGCCGACCGGAUCCGUGACACCAGAACCUACACAAGAUGCGCGGAUGGUCGAUGGGAUGACGUUUGACUCGGAUGUGAUUGACACCACGGUGAGGACCCCGCGAUUGGCCACUCCCGCUCAUGGUGGCGAGCAGCCGACUUUUUGAGUUACUAGUUUGCUUUCUUUUGUAAGUGGAAAGGGAGACAGACAAACAGACAGAUCGAUGGCAAUAA